Thunnus maccoyii (southern bluefin tuna) is the source of this 2249-nucleotide messenger RNA. RefSeq names its product NSFL1 (p97) cofactor (p47) (gene nsfl1c). Lineage: Eukaryota; Metazoa; Chordata; Actinopteri; Scombriformes; Scombridae. Gene Ontology annotation, cellular component: nucleus; cytosol. Gene Ontology annotation, molecular function: ubiquitin binding. The transcript has 9 exons. Bases 66 to 1190 code for a protein of 374 amino acids. Gene Ontology annotation, biological process: membrane fusion; proteasome-mediated ubiquitin-dependent protein catabolic process; Golgi organization. The record is from RefSeq and is a predicted model, not a curated record.
ACCAACAUCUGUUGCUUGUUUCCUCAGGUGGAGGCGGACGAGUCGUUGAAGGAGCAAAAAUCAAAAUGGCGAGCCAAGAGGAGUCUGUAAGGGAGUUUGUCGCUGUUACUGAUGUGGACGAGGAGAGAGCCCGAUUCUUCCUGGAGUCCGCCGGCUGGAAUCUGCAGCUUGCACUUGCCAGUUUCUUUGAGGAUGGCGCUGAUGACGACAUAGUGACGCUUCCUCAACCUGAGGGAGGCUCCUCAGUGUCCCGGUCAGCAGGGCCAAGUUCCCAGCCCAGAGUGACCUCCUUCAGAGAUUUGAUGCAUGAGGCAGAGGAAGAGAGUGAUGAGGAGGAAGGCCAAAGGUUUUUUGCGGGAGGAUCAGAGCGCAGCGGGCAGCAGAUCGUUGGACCUCCCAAGAAGAAAAGCUCCAAUGAAGUGGUGGAAGAUCUGUUCAAGGGGGCCAGAGAACAUGGAGCUGUGCCUCUGGACCGGAGUGGGAGAGGGCCAGGAGAGCCCAGCAAAGCCAGGGCCUUUGUUGGUGGAGGAUACAGGCUAGGAGCAGCUCCUGAGGAGGAGUCAGCCUAUGUGGCCGGAGAGAGGCAAGGCUCCAACACCCAGCAGGAUGUACAUGUGGUGCUGAAGCUUUGGAAGACAGGUUUCAGUCUGGAUAACGGUGAACUCAGAAAUUACAACGAUCCUGGAAAUGCCAACUUCCUGGAAGCAAUCCGAAGGGGGGAGAUUCCCCUGGAGUUGAGGCAGCGCUCUCGAGGGGGCCAGGUCAACCUGGACAUGGAGGACCACAGGGAUGAGGAAUUCAGCAAACCCAAGAUGGCCUUCAAGGCCUUUGGAGGUGAAGGACAGAAGUUGGGAAGUGCCACCCCAGAGCUGGUUUCAGCUCCAGCCACCUCCCAGCAGGACCAGGCAGCCAACGAGGCCCAAGCCACUGCCUCUGUGAACCUCGACCCCUCCCAGCCUGUCACUAACAUCCAGAUCCGUCUGGCAGACGGCGGCAGGCUGGUCCAAAAGUUCAACCAUACCCACAGGGUGUCUGACCUGCGGCAAUUCGUGGUCACGGCCCGGCCCAGCAUGGCUGCCAGAGAGUUCGUUCUCAUGACGACCUUCCCCAACAAGGAGCUGUCGGAUGAGAGCCAGACGCUGCAGCAGGCCAACCUCCUCAACGCUGUUAUUGUCCAGCGGCUACAGUGAAGGGCCCUGGUGGUGUGGCUGAGCAACUGCAGCCCUGUGAAACCUGCUGCCCCUUCUGAGGGAAGAGAAACCAUGGACUUGUGUAUGGACUUCUAAUUUCUGAUUUUUGUUUUUCUAAAGUGAAACAUAACAUUCUGCUCCCCCAGACUCCCCCCCCCCCCCCCCCCCCCUCCACUCUCCCCCUCCCUCCUCUGUGCUCUGUGACGGGCAGUAACGUGGAGGGAAAAACAACAGAAUCUUCCAGAAUGGAACAGAGUUCAUUUAAGAGCUGUCGGAAAGCCUGUAGAUGCUGGUGAAUGGUGGUUGUGAUGGGGAUGUGUUUACCUGACAGCACAAGAUGGUUGAACCAGAAAACACAGCAUCAGGCCAGCUUUCUGAAGUUUGGUUGCAGUUUUGCUCACUAAACCUGGCUUUAUUCGCCAUUAACUUGCUCCCCCACUUUUCCUCUUCUAUUAACCUUGAUUCGGCCCUUUAGCCAUGUUUACUGUCAGGUGCUGGGGCCUCACCAGAUCAAUGCAGCGACAGAUUCCUAGUUUGUUUCUGUCUCAACAGCACAAAGCAGAACCACAUAAGGAAUAAUAGUCUUAUUAAGGUAAAAGUUCACGGUGAUACUGUGGUUUUGUACAAGUUUCCAUUUCUCUCCACAUAUUCCAUUUGGAGUGAGAAGUGUAAUGAUAAUAACAAAGCAACCUAUACCAGUAGCCUUAUGCUCCUCUAUUCACCUCCGGAACCACAACAGUCCCUUUGUUCAAAUGAAGAUGGAAUUAUUUUUUUAAACUGCCUUUUUUUCUCUCUCUCUUCUUUUUCCUUUACAGAUUGUAGGAUCGUCCUAGUUAGACUGCAGGAUUUUGAUAUUGUGUAACAUUAAAAGUAGUUACACACGGCUUUAUUACCAAACCAAUGGUUGAACAAAAGAACAUAGAUUGUAAACACUGGUUUGUAGUAGUGAAAGUUGAAUUCCUAUGACACACUGACAUCUUCUAUGCAUCCUGGGGCAACACGGAAAUAUGUUUGGACCUCUGGUAAAAUAAAUCCAUUUUAUGGUUGAUGUAUAAAGAA